Messenger RNA from Tauraco erythrolophus (red-crested turaco), 269 nucleotides. Lineage: Eukaryota; Metazoa; Chordata; Aves; Musophagiformes; Musophagidae. The record is from RefSeq and is a predicted model, not a curated record.
CCCGUAAGUGGCACAGAAAUGGCAUCAAGAAACCCAGGUCCCAUAGAUACGAAUCUCUCAAAGGGGUUGAUCCCAAGUUUCUGAGGAACAUGAGAUUUGCAAAGAAACACAACAAAAAGGGGCUGAAGAAGAUGCAGGCCAACAACGCCAAGCAGGCGGCUGCUCAGCAGAAAAAGGACUGAUGUGUUUUAAGACAAAGACCAGUUUUCCUUUUGGCAUGUGUGUUACAGCAUUUUUGUAAUAAUAAAAUUGGAUGUAACAAAAUCUUC